UCAACUUGGGAGCACCAGUAUCUCUGCCUGGCGCGCGAUGAGUGCAAGGAGAUCCUUGAGGGCAUCCAGGAGGAGUUGAGGCCGGCAGAGAAUCACGGGCGGCUGGAUGCCUCCCCAAAGCGCCUGGACGCCAGAUCUCUGUGGAAGAGCAGCCACCCACUGGCCAGGCAGUUCCAG
This is a messenger RNA of Podarcis lilfordi (Lilford's wall lizard), 177 nucleotides long. Lineage: Eukaryota; Metazoa; Chordata; Lepidosauria; Squamata; Lacertidae. The record is from the annotation of a GenBank genome assembly.